AUGGACACCGAGGACCAUCUCUGCUUUCCACAGCUGCUCAACAUCUCCUGCCAGAAGCCCUCGUUAGAAUUUCAUCUUCACUCUGUGCCCUUGUCCGUCAUGGCAGUCAUCAUUGUGGUGCUUAACCUUCUUGUCAUUGUCUCAAUCUCCCAUUUCAGGCAGCUCCACACUCCAACCAACCUUCUCCUCCUCUCCCUCGCUAUCGCAGACUAUCUUUUGGGCUUCCAGAUUAUUCCAGGGCAAAUCUACAUGAUGACAUCUUGUUGGUUUCUCGGUGAUCUGCUGUGCUCUUAUUUUAUGUUUUCACUUCUAACCGUGACUUCCGCAUCAGUGGGGAACAUGGUGCUCAUCUCCAUCGAUCGUUACGUGGCUAUUAGCGAUCCUCUGCAUUAUAAUAUCAAAGUCACCGUGAAAAGAAUUCGACUUUGCAUUGGUCUCUGCUGGUGCUUAUCUCUUUCCUACGCCGGUACUAUUUUUAACAAUCAGCAGACGCAGGGAAAGUACUAUUCCUGCUACGGGGAGUGCAUCUUUACUAUGGACUUCAAUACCGGAGUGGCUGACGUGUGGGUUACCUUCAUCCUCCCUCUCAGCAUCAUCAUCACGUUGUACACCAGAGUGUUUGUGGUUGCCGUGUCUCAGGCGCGAGCCAUGCGCUCUCAUGUUAGAUGCGGCAAACUGAAACAGUCCGUGCCCUUAAGAGCAAAGAAAUCCGAGUUGAAGGCGGCCCGGACUCUGGGUAUUCUGGUCGUUAUCUUCCUCUUGUGCUUUUGUCCGUAUUACACCAUAUCACUGGUACCGCAUUUUGAUGAGUUUUACCUCUACGCUGUGUACCUGUACUGCCUCAACUCAUGUGUGAAUCCCUUGAUCUACGCCUUGUUCUACCCGUGGUUCCGAAGAGCUGUGAAACAUAUUGUCACACUGAGCAUAUUGCGUUCUGGCUCCUGUGAUGCCAACCUGCUGUAG
Molecule: messenger RNA, 963 nt
Organism: Syngnathus typhle (broad-nosed pipefish)
Lineage: Eukaryota; Metazoa; Chordata; Actinopteri; Syngnathiformes; Syngnathidae
Product: trace amine-associated receptor 6-like
Exons: 2
Coding region: 1-963 (320 amino acids)
Biological process (GO): G protein-coupled receptor signaling pathway
Cellular component (GO): membrane
Molecular function (GO): trace-amine receptor activity
Source: RefSeq, a predicted model, not a curated record